Messenger RNA from Enterobius vermicularis (human pinworm), 1026 nucleotides. Lineage: Eukaryota; Metazoa; Nematoda; Chromadorea; Rhabditida; Oxyuridae. The record is from the annotation of a GenBank genome assembly.
AUGGAUAGAGCAUCUAUGGAGCACCACCAUAACGAAAACGAUGGUACACAUCUCAGUCCAAGCUCAGAUGACGGCUCAAGUGGGUGUAAUGAUCCUGGGAAGAUGUUUAUUGGAGGUCUGAGCUGGCAAACUACCGCCGAUGGAUUACGCGAGUAUUUUGGCAAAUUUGGCGAAGUUACGGAAUGUAUGGUAAUGAGAGAUCCAGCUACCAAGAGAGCUCGGGGCUUUGGUUUCAUAACUUUCGCAGACCCAGCAAGCGUUGACAAAGUUUUGGCGCACGAUCAUCAUGAGCUUGAUGGCAAAAAGAUUGACCCCAAAGUCGCUUUUCCGAAAAGAACUCAGCCAAAGGCGAGUAAUAAUUAUUUUCAUUUUAUUCUUAAUGUCAGAAUAAAGCUGCAUUCUCAUUUAUCUUAUUCUGACAUGAUUAUCAAGACAAAGAAGGUUUUCAUUGGUGGGCUUUCGGCAGCAUCAACAUUAGAUGACAUGAAGAGUUAUUUUGAGCAGUAUGGCAAGGUGGAAGAUGCAAUGUUAAUGUUCGAUAAAGCGACGCAGCGUCAUCGAGGUUUCGGGUUUAUAACGUUUGAUAAUGAUGAUGUAAGCGACAAGGUGUGCGAAAUUCAUUUUCACGAAAUUAAUGGGAAGAUGGUGGAAUGCAAAAAAGCUCAGCCGAAGGAGGUAAUGUUACCUGUUCAGCUAAACAAAAGCAGAGCAGCUGCGGCUCCAGCUUACACUUCCUUCUAUCCUCGACUCGGAGCUUAUGGUGCUAACUUACUUUAUCCGGGUGUCUUAAAUGGUUUUCAAUCAUAUGCUCCAUUGACCCCUGCUUCACCACCGGGUAAUACGGCGGGUAACGGCCUAGCAAACGGUGUGGUUCAACGCGGUUUCAAUGCGGCAGCUGCACAAGCUGCGCAACAAGUCGCUGCAUUGGAAGCACUUUACGGAGUUGGUGCCGAGCCUUACGCUGGUAUCUAUCCACCACUGCAUCAUCAAGCGGCUCAUGUUCCUCAUACUUUUCAUAAAGUCUAA